AAUAAGAAGUAAAAUACUUUAUUUUUUCAUCUACAGUAAAAGAAGUGGAAAACAAGCCUUGCAGAACAAUGAGCAGAAAGAGGGAAAGAAGGAGCGAGCAAUGGUGGACAGAGUGUUUAUUGCAAGAAUAUGUCGAAUCCUGAAAAUAAUGGUCCCUAGAACACUUUGUAAAGAGACAGGUUAUUUGCUCCUUAUUGCUGUGAUGCUGGUAGUCCGCACAUAUUGUGAUAUUUGGAUGAUUCAAAAUGGAACAGUCAUUGAAAGUGCUAUCAUUGGCCGCAGCAGAAAAGAUUUCAAGAAAUACUUGUUCAACUUCAUCGCUGCAAUGCCUGCUAUCUCUUUAGUGAAUAACUUCCUGAAGUAUGGUCUAAAUGAAUUGAAACUCUGCUUCCGCGUAAGACUUACCAGAUACCUCUAUGAGGAAUAUCUUAAAGCUUAUACAUACUACAAAAUGGGAAAUCUGGACAACAGAAUAGCUAAUCCAGAUCAACUCCUCACACAGGAUGUGGAAAAAUUCUGUAACAGUGUAGUGGACCUGUACUCAAACCUCAGCAAGCCCUUCUUGGAUAUAGUUUUGUACAUCUUCAAGCUAACAAGUGCAAUAGGAGCUCAGGGUCCAGCUAGCAUGAUGGCAUACUUGGUCAUUUCGGGGUUUUUCCUUACACGUUUAAGGAGACCAAUUGGCAAGAUGACUAUUAUAGAACAAAAAUAUGAAGGGGAGUACAGAUAUGUCAACUCACGGCUUAUUACAAACAGUGAAGAAAUUGCUUUUUAUAAUGGAAACCUGAGAGAAAAACAGACUAUUCACAAAACCUUCCGUAAACUAGUGGAACACUUGCAUAAUUUCAUCUUGUUCCGGUUCUCUAUGGGUUUCAUUGAUACUAUCAUUGCCAAAUACCUUGCCACUGUGGUUGGUUACCUGGUUGUUAGUCGUCCAUUUUUGAACCUGGCUGAUCCUCGUCAUCAGAAUAGUACUCAUGCAGAACUUUUGGAGGAUUACUACCAAAGUGGAAGAAUGUUACUGAGAAUGUCUCAAGCUUUGGGCAGAAUAGUCCUAGCAGGCCGUGAAAUGACAAGAUUGGCUGGUUUCACAGCUCGAAUUACAGAAUUAAUGCAGGUUCUGAAGGACUUGAAUAGUGGCAAAUAUCAGCGUACUAUGGUAUCACAAGAAAAAGAUGCAGAUAAAAAGCAAGUUUUGCCUUUGAUACCUGGAUCUGGAGAAAUUAUCAAUGCUGAUAACCUUAUCAAGUUUGAUCAUGUUCCGUUGGUGACACCAAAUGGAGAUGUUUUGAUUCAAGACCUUAACUUUGAGGUUCGAUCUGGUGCAAAUGUACUGAUUUGUGGGCCAAAUGGGUGUGGGAAGAGCUCACUUUUUCGUGUUCUUGGUGAGUUGUGGCCUUUGUUUGGUGGGCGUUUAACAAAACCUGUAAGAGGAAAGUUGUUCUAUGUUCCCCAGAGACCAUAUAUGACUCUUGGAACACUCAGAGACCAAGUUAUAUAUCCAGAUACUUUAGAAGAUCAGAGGAAGAAAGGGAUUUCUGAUCAGGUGCUGAAGGAGUACUUGGAUAAUGUUCAGCUGGGUCAAAUCUUGGAACGUGAAGGAGGCUGGGAUAGUGUUCAGGAUUGGAUGGAUGUACUCAGUGGAGGAGAAAAACAGAGAAUGGCAAUGGCAAGGUUAUUCUAUCAUAAGCCCCAGUUUGCAAUUCUGGAUGAGUGCACCAGUGCUGUUAGCGUUGAUGUAGAAGGCUACAUUUACAGCCACUGUCGAAAGGUUGGCAUCACUCUCUUCACUGUCUCCCACAGAAAGUCACUCUGGAAACAUCAUGAUUUUUAUUUGCAUAUGGAUGGCAGAGGAAACUACGAGUUCAAGAAAAUAACUGAAGACACAGUUGAAUUUGGAUCUUAGUCAUGAACUGAACUGCUACAGAGACUGAUGAUUACAGGAAGUGUGUAGAAUGGCAGACAUUGUACAGUAAAACUACUCAGCUUGUUUUUUAAACAAAUUAACUAGGAUAACCCAAAACAAGCUGUUAAGCAUUAACUAUUAUGUAGGAUAUUGCUAAUUGUGUAUAUGUUGGUUUAAUUAUUGAUAUGUACUAAGAAUGUCCUUAUUCUUGUGGUUUAAAAACCUGCCUAAAUUAAAUUGGGCUUAAAUCAGUGUAACCUGAUUCAUCCUGGGAUGCAAACAAUUUGAAAUCAGCUGAUUUGACUUUUGUAGACCUUCUUUCCCUUCAAGGAAAAGCCCUGUUAAAAUUAGGGUUGCUACCUCUCUUGUUCCUGCAAAGCAGUCUUGGAUUUUUGCUCGUUCUAUGCAUAUUUCUGAGUUAUCUCACAUGGUGCAGGACAUUCUCCCAUCUUCAGAUCUGUGCCCUGUUAAAUGAAAGAGCCUUUUCCUUGACUAAGCCUUGUGAUGUAGCCAAUACACCCUUGCUGAUAAAGAAUGGACUGAACCUAAAAGACAAAACUAAUUCCUUCUGGUAAAAAUAUUAAGCUUGUUCUUUGCUGGGUUUUGGGUUCUCUUUAACAUCUGUCUGUCCAUGCAAUUCUCUUUGCUGCUCAGCAAUCCUAUUCUCUCCCAAUUUAGCAAGAGCUUCAUCCAUCCCACACCCCAGCUACCCUUUUUCAGUCAGAGAAGUACUAUGGUAAUGAACAGUUGAGAGGAGGUUGAGGGAGGAAAGGACUAACAAAAAAAAAAAAAAAAGGAAAAGAAAAGUGAUGUUCUUU
This is a messenger RNA of Haliaeetus leucocephalus (bald eagle), 2724 nucleotides long. It is a transcript of the gene ABCD3, whose product is annotated as ATP-binding cassette, sub-family D (ALD), member 3. Bases 101 to 1906 code for a protein of 601 amino acids. Gene Ontology annotation, cellular component: peroxisome; peroxisomal membrane. Gene Ontology annotation, biological process: very long-chain fatty acid catabolic process; fatty acid beta-oxidation; long-chain fatty acid import into peroxisome. Gene Ontology annotation, molecular function: ATP hydrolysis activity; ATP binding; ABC-type transporter activity. The record is from RefSeq and is a predicted model, not a curated record. The transcript has 22 exons. Lineage: Eukaryota; Metazoa; Chordata; Aves; Accipitriformes; Accipitridae.